Schistosoma mattheei is the source of this 495-nucleotide messenger RNA. NCBI's taxonomy places the organism in Eukaryota, Metazoa, Platyhelminthes, Trematoda, Strigeidida, Schistosomatidae. The record is from the annotation of a GenBank genome assembly.
AUGAAGUUUCUGUUGAGGGUUUUUUUAAAAUACUUCGAUCAGCCAAUCGCAGAGACACUCGGCACCCACAACCACUGGCGCGAAAAUGGGACACAAAAUGUCUUUAAUUCAGUUAGUAUUGGUUCAAAUAAAACUAUGAGUUCUGCACAAAAAACAGCCGAAGUCCAGUCUCCUCCAGGAGAUACAGUAUCGUGUCUUCGCUUCAGUCCUGAGUCCAUGCAAACAACCUUCUUGGCUGCUACCAGUUGGGAUAAUCGUAUUAGAAUUUGGGAAGUCCAAGCCAAUGGUUCUACCAUUCCCAAGGCUGAGCAGAUGCAUCAAGGCCUGUAUUUGGGGCUUGUUGGAGCACUGAUGGUUCGAAAAUUUUCAGUGUAUCAGCAGACAAAACUGCGCAAAUGUGGGAUCUUGGUUCAAACACUUUCGCGCAAGUUGGUGUACAUGAUGCUCCCGUUAAAACUGCUCAUUUUAUUACCGCUCCAAAUUAUUCUUGUUUGA